Messenger RNA from Rhodotorula graminis WP1, 237 nucleotides. RefSeq lists its product as uncharacterized. The transcript has 4 exons. The coding region runs from base 1 to 237 and encodes 78 amino acids. The record is from RefSeq and is a predicted model, not a curated record. Lineage: Eukaryota; Fungi; Basidiomycota; Microbotryomycetes; Sporidiobolales; Sporidiobolaceae.
AUGGCCUCUGCUCCCUCGUCUUCUCCAGAGCGCGCCUGCGCUCACUGCCACAAGGACCUUGAGCCCGCCGUAAAGCUCCUGACCUGCUCCGCCUGCAAAAGCGUCUUCUACUGCUCUCCCGACGACCAGAAGCUCGACUGGAAGCGCCACAAGCCGGCGUGCCUCUCGCGCCGCCACACCGAGCCCUACAUCGCCCACAUCGACUAUGACCGCUCUUCGACCGACCACUCGCCCUGA